AUGGCUCCUGCCACGCCGGUGUCUGGCCUUUUUGCAGAUGUGCAGGUGGCUUACAUGCCCUUCGAGCGCAACUGGCAGCACUUGGAUGGUGAUCCUUCCUUCUUCUUUCUGGAAGUGGGAGCCAACAACCACGAGUUGGAGCGAGACUUCCUGGAGCCGAUGUUGCAAGAUCGAUCCGGGUCUGGCGAUGCUGGAGGUUUUCUGAUCAGUUUCGAGCCCCUGUUAGACAAGUACGGCUUCUUACUCUCUUACGGCGCCCCCAGCAUUCACUUCGCGAGUCUGGGGCUUCAGCAUCGGCGGGCCCUGGUGUUGCCUUAUGCAGUCAGUACCUGCGAUGGCCCAACAGCCACGUUCCAUGUGGCUCCGAUUGAUGGCUGCAGUAGCCUUCGCGCCCCGGCAAGUGAUUUCAAGCGGCACAACCGGGAUGAAACGAGGUACACCAAGUCCUGGCCUAAAUGGGUUGAGGAAAACUGCACGGCUUUGGCUGAGCACAGGGAUGUGCCGUGCAUUUCUUUGGCGAAGGUGCUUGCUGACUGGCUAGCAGGCCGCCCCAUCGCGCGCAUGAAGAUUGAUGCACAAGGCAGUGACCUGGAUGUCGUCAAGUCAGCUGGGCCAUACUUGAAACAGCUUCUCUUUGUUGUCAUGGAGACACAGGGAACCUUCGAAGCACCGCUUUACGAAGGGCAAGCGAGCUGUGACCAGGUGCAAGCUGAGAUGAGGGCCUUGGGAUUUAUCCUCGCCGACACACGAAGUCUUCCAGCCUGCAAUAGGACCGGAGCAUUACCGUACCCUUUCCACGAGGAGGACAUUGCUUUCGUACGCCGUGAGCUCCACCACUUGUGGAGAGACUUCUAUCACGAACAUCCAUACUGUCAACAUGGUAUCGUUUCCGCGGCUGGUGCCUGUGGUGGGCCUUAUUGCAUGGCGCCAGAAUUCAAACUGCACGUGAACCGCUCCGGAGGCUGUGCUGACCUGAUACAGGACACAUUGGUCUUUUCAUCACACCCGGUCGGAAUGGUCCUUCUGUGGACAAGUGGCGCUUGCUGGGGCAACAUCCAGGUCAGUAUGGAUGGUGGUAGUCUCAUCGUGCAGGUGCUGCAAGGCCGGGCUCGGGGUCGCAGGCAUUGCCCCUCGAAAUUCGAUGCAGUCCAGUCCCUCCAUGGACCCAUUGUACGUGUACGAUCUGGCCGUGGUUCAUCUUCUGAUCAGCGUGUCCAAAUGCUUCUGCUACCAGGCUUCCUAAACAUCACUUCAGCAAAACUGGAAGAGGCCUUUGAGUACUUCUUGUUUGUUGUUGACAACAGUGGCGCUUCAGACUUUCAUCUAAUCUGGCCAUGCGCCUGCGCAGAGCUGCCGGCGGAUGCCCUUCCCCAUCGCAUAUCCGUUGAAUAUCGACUGGUGAACCAGCCAUCCGGCAGCACCUGCGCCAUGGAAAAGAUAGAGGAUCAGGUGAUACCCCGUGGCAUUUGGCAGGGGCUUUUCAAACAAGCAUGA
This is a messenger RNA of Symbiodinium sp. CCMP2592, 1494 nucleotides long. Lineage: Eukaryota; Dinophyceae; Suessiales; Symbiodiniaceae. The record is from the annotation of a GenBank genome assembly.